AUGUCGGCCGCCGAGCCUAGCUACAACACCCAUGCCGGCGAGCAACAUCACCCGGACUGGCCCUCCGAUGAGGAAAAAGCCACAAACUCGCUAGCCAACGACGACAACGAGAAAGUCACACCUCCCGCCACCGCAGACGCACAACAUGCGCCACCACAACAACACCCUCCGCCAACACAACAAGGACCGCCGGACGGGCCGCCUCCGAAUGGUGGUACUACUGCGUGGUUCCAGGUGCUUGGGUCGUGGAUGCUGACUACCCUGACACAAUCCAGCUUCUUCAAUACAUGGGGUAUCCUGAACACUUUCGGAGUGUAUCAGACCUAUCACGAAUCCGGCAAGUUGUACAUCGAGUCUAGUAGCUCGAUAUCAUGGAUUGGAGCCAUUCAGGCCUUCGUGGUACUUUCCGUCGGCGCUUUCGUAGGACCGAUCUAUGACCGCGGAUACUUCAGGGCCCUGCUGCUUGUGGGCGGGUCUCUGAUUGUGUUUGGGCAUAUGAUGUUGAGUCUGUGCCAUGAGUUCUGGCAGUGCUUGCUUGCUCAGGGGUUCGUGAUUGGAAUUGGUGGAGGAUGUUUGUUCGUGCCUUCUGUUGCAAUCCUGCCCAGUUACUUCAGUACGAUGAUCGGGAUGGCGAUGGGGAUUGCGGCGAGUGGGAGUUCGAUGGGAGGUAUAAUUUACCCUAUCAUGUUCUACCGCCUCACCAACCAGGUUGGCUUCGGCUGGAGUGUUAGGAUUCUGGGCUUUACUGCACUUGCCACCCUGCUCGUUCCCAUCUUCCUCAUGAAGCAGAGAGUCAAGCCACCCAAGCCGAGAUCCAUCAUCGAUUACACGGCCUUCACCGACAUCCCAUACAUGACUUUCACGAUAGGCUGUCUGGUUGGCUUCGUGGGCCUGUACGUCGCCUUCUUCUACACCUCAUUCUACGGCGAAUCGACUGGCUACACAGACACGAGUCUAUCCUUCUACCUGGUGCCAAUCCUCAACGCGGGCUCGGUCUUUGGACGUACACUUCCGAACAUUCUGGCUGACAAGAUCGGACCUACCAAUAUCAUCGUGCCAGGAUCAGCCUGUGUCGGCAUUGUGCUACUUUGCAUGAUCGCGGUCCGAAAUGCUGGAGGACUCAUCGUCGAAGCGCUACUGUUCGGGUUCUUCUCUGGCAUUUUCAUCGCACUUCCCCCAGUGCUCUUCGUUGCAUUGACCAAGGACAAGAGCAAAGUCGGGACCUGA
Molecule: messenger RNA, 1227 nt
Organism: Fulvia fulva
Lineage: Eukaryota; Fungi; Ascomycota; Dothideomycetes; Mycosphaerellales; Mycosphaerellaceae
Product: MFS-type transporter dbaD
Exons: 3
Coding region: 1-1227 (408 amino acids)
Biological process (GO): transmembrane transport
Cellular component (GO): fungal-type vacuole membrane
Molecular function (GO): transmembrane transporter activity
Source: RefSeq, a predicted model, not a curated record